AUGCCUCUCUUUAAGACCCCGAGUAAACUUGUCGUUGCCGUUGACUUCGGCGAAACAAAUUCUUCAGUCUCCUACGCCCUUCUCCCUAGAGGAAUUCACCCAGAACGCCCUCAUCUGGCCGUCAGGACAGUUCGGGCAUACCCAUAUGAGAUAUCAAUGCAAAGAGGGACUUCGAUGUCCUUGGAAGUCCCAACGCUGAUGCGAUACCCCAACGACUGGGUUUUUCGACCUCUGGAUGAGCUAAGGAGCGAACCACCAGGUACUAUCCGUCCGGGGAAUGACCGGGUACAAUGGGGAUUCCAAGUGCAGCAUCAUAUGGCAAAGGUUAUGUCACAUUCUGACAACACACACUCUCUGCUGUACGGAUUUAAGAAUCUUAUGAAUCAAUCAGAAAAUCACGAAAUUCAGAACCCCCAACUCGUCGAAACUCUCCUCCGACUAUCCAAGAAUGGUCCUUACUCAAGGCAGAUCUCCCUUCACAAGAUGGUGCUUUUGGUGACCAUUGACUACCUAACAAACUUGCUCAGUCACGCUAAGUCUGAGAUUACAGAGAGCACCAUUAUUACAUCUACAGAGUUGGUCAUUUGCGUCCCAGUGAUUUGGAGACAAAGUGCACUGCGAGAUAUGCAAACAUGUAUCGCUAUCGCCGCAAAGCGCGUCAAUUUCCCAGGUGUUGACUUUGGCUACGACUGUGUCACUAGAGUGUUUAUGAUAACAGAGCCAGAAGCUGCAGCUACGUGGCUACUCUCUGGCCUUUCAAUAAUCGAGGAGGGAGACGUUUUCACGAUCCUUGACGCAGGCGGAGGUGGCGUAACUUUAGAAGGCCACAUCCGCAAGUUGGCAGUCCAUGACUUUGAGUACCUCGUCAAGCCUGGGUGGGUUGUCUCUCAGAAAAGCAAAGAUUUGGAGUUCGAGGUCUUCGGGCUUCGGUCCGACCCCGGGAGUCGGAACCAGGCGAGAGACGAUCAACCACCUUGCCCUAAUCGACUGACAAUACAGGCUGAGAGAUUGAACAGCAUCUACAGACAUGUAUGUGAAGAGGUGUCUAUGCUUGUGACGAAGCAGCUACAAGCCACGGCACAACGUGGCCUGAUACCCGACCAUGUCGUCUUGAUGGGCGGCUUUGGGGAAUCAAAGCCCUUACGAGCUCAUCUCCGCAAGGCGCUGGCAAGCUUCAACGAUGCACACGAUUCCGAUACUGCCUUAUAUGUCCCCGACGAGCGGGAGCGGCUCACAACAAUCGAUGCUGUUUCCUCGGGGGGUGUUCUAAGAGCUCUGAACAAGCUCUACGGCCCUACUAGAAUCGCAGGUUGCAGCUACGGUAUCCGUUAUGAUGAGCCCUUUGAGCUUCCCAAGCAUGCGGGACAGCCGAGUAUCGAGGGCUUUGAGAUGAAACAGGAGCUAUUUGGUCAAGACAUCCCGCCAUCGUUCCAGACAUCGGCAUCGCGUUGCCAAAUGUUCCCUUUCUGGAACGAUGAUGGUACAAUCAAAGAGGGGCCCUUUAUUUGCCAGGAGGAAAUAUGGGUUUCAGAUGACACCUACCUAGACCACCAUAUUUAUCUACACGAGCUUAUCACUAAGGGUGCUCAGAAAGUUGGUGUUCUCAGGACAGAUGUCGCGCACCUACUACGCCGGCCGUUGCUGUUUGCGAAAGGGGGAGUGCAGGACCCUAGUGACAAUCGCCCCAUGGAUUUAUACUGGAAGGUCCCUUAUGAGUUGGUAUUGACCAUUGACGGCCUAAACAUGAAAUGUGUUCAACUUUUCAACGGGCAUCAGAUUGGAGAACUGAAGGUGGGCAUCGCGCCAGGAUUCACACCAGGAGCCAACUGA
Messenger RNA from Fusarium tjaetaba, 1830 nucleotides. RefSeq names its product Hsp70 chaperone protein. The transcript has 9 exons. NCBI's taxonomy places the organism in Eukaryota, Fungi, Ascomycota, Sordariomycetes, Hypocreales, Nectriaceae. The record is from RefSeq and is a predicted model, not a curated record. Bases 1 to 1830 code for a protein of 609 amino acids.